This is a messenger RNA of Rubroshorea leprosula, 568 nucleotides long. Lineage: Eukaryota; Viridiplantae; Streptophyta; Magnoliopsida; Malvales; Dipterocarpaceae. The record is from the annotation of a GenBank genome assembly.
AAGUAGAGAAUUCAUGAGAAAUUUCCAGUCACCGAGUUGUUUGGGAAGCUGCUGUGGACGACUCUGGGAAGGAAUUCACUGACAUUAUUUACGAGAAGGUUGUCGGUGAAGGUGAAGGGUUGUUCUUAAUCCCACCAUGGUUAAUGUCCUCUAUGAAUUCUUAAGUUGUGCAAUUGGAGGAGGACAUAUUUUGCACAUGGUUUGUGAUCUAACCAUUGCGGAAGAUAAUGCUAUUUUUGGUCAGACUGGUGCAAAGAUUGGACCUAAAAAAGCACGUGAAAUGUCGUUUCUAACAAGAUUCUACACAGCUUCUGAAGCAGAGAAAAUGGGACUUGUCAACACUGUUGUCCCAGAACUUGGUGGAAAUGCAACAUUCUUGUAUUAUGGCACUGAGGAAGGUAAUGAGGGGAGGACAGCAUAUAUGCAGCGUAGACGCCCUGAUUUCUCAAAAUUUCCUCCAAGACCUUGAACAUAAUUACCCUCCCGGCUGUUCCUGCAAAAUGUAACAACACUUGUCCUUCAUUAGUUUGUUUCUAUUUCCUUGUUCUACUAAACCAAAAAAGAUAAA